AUGAACUCUUCGCAGCCAGUUCCUUCCUCCACCCACCACAGCGCAAGCGCCUUCUUUGAGGCCACCACGCCCACGGACCGGCGUCCACUGCCCACCGUUCGCGCCCUCCACUUCGACGCUCCUCUGGCCCCGACCAUGGCCGACCUCGCCCAGGCCGCCUCCUCCCAGGCCUCCUACUACGACAUAGCAGCGUCGGCUUCGAGCCUCAGCUUUCUUGCGUCGAAGGCCCAGAGGGCGCCGCUCUCAAGGGACGAGUGGGACCAGUUCACCACCACCACCCAGCAGCUCAGGCGCGCCUUUCUCGCCCUCCACGGCGGCCGCAGCUCAUCGCCCACGCACGACUUGGGCACUACCACCUCGUCAGCUUCGUCGAGCUACCACUACCCCACCACUGCCACCACUACCGCGACCUCGCCUUCAUCGCUCGGCUUCGGCUACAGCUCUACCACGCCGUCGUACCCGUCGUCGCCCAUGUCGUCGCCAUCACCUUCGCCCACGCCCGGCCAGCAGCGGUCACUCCACACCCACACCCACACCAGCACUCGGCUCAACGAGGAGGAGCAGCAGCUGAUGCUCCUCCUGAGCGUCGAGCGCCGGCCGCGCAGCCGCAGUCACAAGGUGUGCGCCCACUGCGGCACGACCGAGUCCUCGCAGUGGCGGCGCGGCCCCUUCGACAAGGCCAUCCGCAACUUUGCCAAGAAGAAGCAGCAGAAGAGCGACAGGCAGCAGAUGGUGGCCGAGGCGCGCCAAUCGACUUCUGGUGGCACUCGUUCGGACAUCUACGACCUGCUCAACUGA
Molecule: messenger RNA, 798 nt
Organism: Acanthamoeba castellanii str. Neff
Lineage: Eukaryota; Discosea; Longamoebia; Acanthamoebidae
Exons: 3
Coding region: 1-798 (265 amino acids)
Biological process (GO): regulation of DNA-templated transcription
Molecular function (GO): zinc ion binding; sequence-specific DNA binding
Source: RefSeq, a predicted model, not a curated record